Messenger RNA from Fusarium coffeatum, 936 nucleotides. RefSeq lists its product as uncharacterized. Lineage: Eukaryota; Fungi; Ascomycota; Sordariomycetes; Hypocreales; Nectriaceae. Bases 1 to 936 code for a protein of 311 amino acids. The record is from RefSeq and is a predicted model, not a curated record. Gene Ontology annotation, cellular component: cytoplasm. Gene Ontology annotation, molecular function: oxidoreductase activity, acting on the CH-OH group of donors, NAD or NADP as acceptor. The transcript has 2 exons.
AUGUCUUCUCAAGCCAAGCCUUUCUCCGUCUCUGGCAAAACUGCCAUUAUCACUGGAGCAGGUUCAGGAAUCAACUAUGAACUUGCCAAACUCCUCCUCUCAAAGGACUGCAACGUCGUCAUAGCAGACCUCUCCCUCCGUCCCGAAGCUCAAGCUCUUACCACUCAGCACACUUCCUCUCCCAAAGCAAUCUUUGUCAAAACAGACGUGACCUCAUGGAAAGACCUCUCCAACGCUUUCCGUACUACUGUCCAGGAAUUUGACGACUUUGACAUCAUUUGUCCUGGUGCGGGCGUCUAUGAACCGAACUGGUCUAACUUCUGGCAUCCGCCUGGAUCACCUGAAAGUAAAGACGACCCCGAGGGCGAUGGGUAUAAGUUACUCGAUAUCAACCUCACGCAUCCCAUUAGAGCAACGCAAAUGGCAAUCUCGUUUUGGCUGCACGGUACUGGGCAGAAAGCUUCGCUUGAAAAUCCCAAGCGUGUGAUUCACAUUUCUUCCAUCGCUGCUCAAAUCCCCACCUUCCGAACACCCAUGUACGGCGCCUCCAAAUUCGGCAUAACAGGCUUCGUCCGGUGUCUCUGGAACUUGGAAACCACCGGCAUUCGCGUCAAUGCCGUAGCACCAGGCGUUGUACGCACACCACUCUGGACAGAACACCCCGAGAAAUUGAAGAACGUUAGUCAAGACGAUGCGUGGGUUACACCCUUUGAAUGCGCUGAAGCUAUGCUUGAAUGCGUGGAGAGUGAUAAACACCCUGGAGGAACGGUUUUGGAAGUUGGAAAGGGAAAUACGAGACAGGUGCAGGUUUUCAAUGAUCCGGGACCGGACUUUCAGGAUCCGACGAAGGGAUUUUCGACGAGUAAUUGGGAGGAGGGUGAUGCAAAUGUUUGGGGUUGGCUUGGGGAGAAGGAUAUUUGGGGAUCUCGUCUUUGA